AUGACAGGAUUGACAUGUUUCUUGGCCCUACGGGACUUUUUCAAUAUUGCAAUGGACAAAAGCCCACAAAUGAUCAACCUUAACGUGGAAAAGAGAAAAAGUUCAGGGCCUUCAAAAUGGAAUUGCAAGGAUGGAAACUUUGGCGUCAACUACUACGUCCGAUUAGAAAAUAUCUUUCACAAAACACCAAAGAGUUUCAGUUCAAAUCCUCCACUGCAUCUCUCUGAACGUCUAUAUAUACCAUUGGCCAAUCUGUUUUCCCCAUCCCAUAUCCAACAAAUCAAGGCCUUUAGCUUUGCUAACAUAGAAAACCUUUUGUUUUUAGCCUCUCUUUCUUUUCUCUUCUCUAUGAUUUCAUCUCCAUUAUUCUCCAAUGCUCUCUCCAAUUGCAACGGUCCAUGCCGAGACCUGAACGACUGCUCUGGUCAGCUCAUUUGCAUCAAAGGCAAGUGCGCUGAUGAUCCUGAUGUGGGGACUCACAUCUGCCAAGGAAGUAGCCACUGCCAGCCCUCAGGCACUCUUAAAUGCAAGGGCAAAAGUCAUCCCACUUACACAUGCUCACCUCCAGUUACAUCCGCCACAAAAGCUCGCUUAACGAACAACGAUUUCAGCGAAGGUGGUCCAUCUGAAUGUGAUGGGAAACAUCAUAGAAACUCCGAGAAUAUAGUGGCCCUGUCCACUGGUUGGUAUAAUGGAGGGUCAAGGUGUGGGAAAAUGAUAAGGAUCACCGCCAGUAACGGAAGAAGCGUAACGGCUAAGGUGGUUGACGAGUGUGACUCGAGGCGUGGGUGCGACGAAGAGCAUGCAUACCAGCCACCUUGUGAGAAUAACAUUGUUGAUGGGUCUGAUGCUGUGUGGAGUGCUUUGGAGCUGGAUAAAGAAGAGGGGAUUGUAGACGUUUCCUGGUCCAAGGCCUAGGGUUUAAGAACUUAAAUUCUACUUUUUUUUUUUAAUGUUUAAAUUUGGUUAAAUUAAUAAGGUCAAGAAAUUUGGUGGGCAUGGUCCUUGUCCAUGGCCUUUGUAAAAUCUGUAUGAAACUGAGCAGGGAGUUAAAUCUUGCUCUUUGAUAUGAGAAAACAUAGCGAGAAAUAAUGAUAAUAAAUUUGCAUAUAUCAUUGUCCAACUUGUCAAAGUUUGAAAUUUCAAUGCCACCAUUAAUCCUUGGAAGUUAUAUCAAUCACUUUC
This is a messenger RNA of Durio zibethinus, 1185 nucleotides long. NCBI's taxonomy places the organism in Eukaryota, Viridiplantae, Streptophyta, Magnoliopsida, Malvales, Malvaceae. The record is from RefSeq and is a predicted model, not a curated record.